Solanum dulcamara is the source of this 1745-nucleotide messenger RNA. RefSeq names its product AP2-like ethylene-responsive transcription factor At1g16060. Gene Ontology annotation, biological process: regulation of DNA-templated transcription. NCBI's taxonomy places the organism in Eukaryota, Viridiplantae, Streptophyta, Magnoliopsida, Solanales, Solanaceae. The transcript is spliced from 8 exons. Bases 335 to 1435 code for a protein of 366 amino acids. The record is from RefSeq and is a predicted model, not a curated record. Gene Ontology annotation, molecular function: DNA binding; DNA-binding transcription factor activity.
UGAAAAUUAUACACACAUACACAAAAAAAUAUAUAUAGAGAGAGAGCACGAAACAACAAAUAAAACAGAGAGAGAGAGAGAGAAAAGUGAGGACAAGCACAAAGUAGCUAACACACAAAAGAGGGCCAGGGCCAGGGCCUGCUUAUAAACACAAACGGCCAUCACCAUUUCCUCCGCCGGCUUUUCUCCUCUAUUUUGCCAACUUCUUCAUCAUUCUCUUCAAAUCCAAUUGUUAUUAUUAUACAUAUAUAUAUAUAUAUUCCUUUUCUUAUUGGAGAACCAAUUAUUCCUAAUUUAUACAUCCCCUGUUUGUUUUUUUUCACAUUUUAAUUUCAUGGCGAAAACAUCAAAGUCGAAUACUUCUUCUUCUUCUUCUAGCAAUGACAUUGGUAAAGCGAAACGUAGCAACAAAAGUAAUAGCAAUGAUAUUGGUAAAGUGAAACGAACACGAAAGAGCGUUCCUAGAGACUCUCCUCCUCAACGUAGUUCCAUUUACAGAGGAGUUACUCGGCACCGGUGGACCGGCCGAUAUGAAGCUCAUUUAUGGGAUAAAAAUUGCUGGAAUGAAACACAGAACAAAAAAGGAAGACAAGUUUAUUUGGGAGCCUAUGAUGAUGAAGAAGCAGCUGCACAUGCAUAUGACUUAGCGGCGUUAAAGUAUUGGGGUCAAGAGACCAUCCUUAAUUUCCCUGUCGCGACUUACGAAAAUGAGCUAAAGGAAAUGGAAGGUCAAUCAAAAGAAGAAUAUAUCGGUUCUUUGAGAAGAAAAAGUAGUGGGUUUUCAAGGGGAGUAUCAAAAUACAGAGGAGUAGCAAGACACCACCAUAAUGGAAGAUGGGAGGCUCGCAUUGGAAGGGUGUUUGGCAACAAAUAUCUCUACCUUGGAACAUAUGCUACUCAAGAGGAAGCAGCAACAGCCUAUGAUAUGGCAGCUAUUGAAUACCGUGGACUAAACGCCGUUACAAACUUUGACCUUAGCCGUUACAUUAACUGGCUACGUCCCUCUGACCAAACUAAUAAUAAUCCCAUUAACAACCCUGAACCAAACCCUAACCCUAACGACAUUCAUCUCAUGCCUAACACUAAAGAGGAUAUGAAUUUUAGCUUCCUCCACCAGCAACAACAAAGCUCCAACUCCGGAGUUGAUGUAACUGUCGCGGCUCUGCCACAUCCAGUUGGCGGAGCCGCGACUUCACCAGCACUAGGGCUUUUAUUGCAGUCUUCAAAGUUCAAGGAAAUGCUCGAAAGAACAUCGGAGGUUGACUGCCCGGGAACUCCACCGGAGCCAGACCGACCACGACGGAGCUUCCCUGAUGAUAUACAAACCUACUUUGAUUGCCAAGAAUCAAGUAGCUUCAUUGAGGAGCAUGAUAUUAUUUUUGGUGACUUGGAUUCUUUAACAUUGCCAAUGUUUCAGUGUGAGCUUAUUAAUUAAUUAUCCUAAGGAACGGAACUUGGAAGUAUUAAUUAAUAACUGUGGACGUGAGAUAUACAGAUUAUUUGUGAAUACUAUUUUUAAGUUAAAAGAGAGUUUGGUGAGGCAACAUAAACGAAAAAAGGAAAAUCAAAACAGAUGAUUUUCUUUAAAUUGAGGGUAAUAUUUUUUCAGUGUUUUGUUUUAUGACUAUUAGUAUUAUUAAUUUUUCCCAAUAUUGUAUUUGUUUAUGUAGAUAGAGAAACCGAUAAACAAUAUUCUUUGGUAUGUUAUGAGUUCUACAAUAAUACAGAGAUUGUUAUUACUUUUA